Molecule: messenger RNA, 2171 nt
Organism: Colossoma macropomum (tambaqui)
Lineage: Eukaryota; Metazoa; Chordata; Actinopteri; Characiformes; Serrasalmidae
Product: gastrula zinc finger protein XlCGF26.1-like
Exons: 4
Coding region: 279-2171 (630 amino acids)
Biological process (GO): negative regulation of transcription by RNA polymerase II
Molecular function (GO): DNA-binding transcription repressor activity, RNA polymerase II-specific
Source: RefSeq, a predicted model, not a curated record
CACACAGAAGAAGAAGUAGCUGGCGUUUGAGAGCUGUCCGAUAAACACAGCUGCUCUCUGCUCCUCCGUGUGUCUUUGUGGGGAAGCCUUUUAGUGUUAUCUCCUCUAAAGAAAUGACUUCCUACUGCAGGUCUUCUCCAGCUCCUAUCGUCCACUUCAACAGGAGAUGGUAGAGGAAAACAUCUGAGAAUCUAAAACCUUUGUGAGCAGCCAGAAGCAGCUCUGGUACUCGGCAAACACCACCUGAUACUCUCCAGACUAACACAUCUUACAGAAAAAUGCAGAAAAAUACCUGCAAAGAGAGAAAUCACCAGUGUGAAGAGACUUUUUUUGACAGAUAUAACCUCCAAAGACACCAGCGCAUUUACACAGAGAAACCGCAUCAUUGCUCAAAGUGUGAAAAGAGUUUUAAACGAAAAACUCAUCUCCAAGUGCACGAGCUCAUUCACACAGGAGAGAAACCAUAUCAAUGCUUAGAGUGUGGGAGGAGCUUUAAUCGAAAGAGUAAUCUCCAAACACACCAGCGCAUUCACACAGGAGAGAAACCGUAUCAGUGCUCCGAAUGUGGGAAGAGUUUUAACCGAAAGAGUAAUCUCCAACUACACCAACACAUUCACACAAGAGAGAAGCCAUAUCGCUGUUCAGAGUGUGGGAAAUGCUUUGCUGCACAGAGUAAUCUACUCGCGCACCGACGCAUUCACACAGGAAAAAAGCCGCAUCACUGCACAGACUGUGGGAUGAGCUUUAAUCAGAAGACUCAUCUCCGAUCACACCAACGCAUUCACACAGGAGAGAAGCCGUAUCAGUGCUCUGAGUGUGGGAAAUGCUUUACUGCACAGACUAAUCUCCAAGUGCAUGGACGCAUUCACACUGGAGAGAAGCCGUAUCAAUGUUUAGACUGUGGGAAGAGUUUUACUGUACGGAGUAAUCUCCAAGUACACCAGCGCAUUCACACAGGAGAGAGACCGUAUUAUUGCACAGAGUGUGGAAUGAAUUUCACUCUGCAGAACAGUCUACAAAUACACCAGCGCAUUCACACAGGAGAGAGGCCGUACCACUGCUCAGACUGCGGGAAGAGUUUUUCGCAGAGUGGUCCCCUCAAAACACACAAACACCAGCGCAUUCACACAGGAGAGAAACCGUAUCACUGCUCUGAGUGUGGAAAGAGUUUUAGUCUGCGUUCUACCCUUCAGACACACAAGCGCAUUCACACAGGAGAGAAACCGUUCCAGUGUUCGGAGUGUGGGAAAUGCUUUACUACACAGAGUUGUCUCCGAGGGCACAGACGCAUUCACACAGGAGAGAAACCGUAUCACUGCUCAGAAUGCGGGGCGAGUUUUAAUCAGAAGAGUCAUCUGAAAUCACAUCAGCGCAUUCACACAGGAGAGAAACCGUAUCACUGCUCAGAAUGCGGGACGAGUUUUAAUCGGAAACAUCAUCUGAAAUCACAUCAGCGCAUUCACACAGGAGAGAAACCGUAUCACUGUUCAGAGUGUGGAAAAAGUUUCACUGAGGGACGUCUUCUUCAAACACAUCAGCGCAUUCACACAGGAGAGAAACCGUACCAGUGCUCAGAGUGUGGGAAAUGCUUUAAGGCACUGCCUCAGCUCCGUGUGCACCAGCGCAUUCACACAGGAGAGAAACCGUACCAGUGCUCAGAGUGUGGGAAAUGCUUUACGGCACUGCCUCAGUUCCGUGUGCACCAGCGCAUUCACACAGGAGAGAAACCGUACCAGUGCUCAGAGUGUGGGAAAUGCUUUACGGCACUGUCUCAGUUCCGUGUGCACCAGCGCAUUCAUACAGGAGAGAAACCGUAUUACUGUUCAGAAUGUGGCAAGACUUUCACUAGCUUUACUAUCCGAUAUAGUCUCCAAAGACACCAGCACAUUCACACAGGAGAGAAAUCGUUCCAGUGUUUAGAAUGUGGGAAAUGCUUCAAUAGACAGGGUCGUCUCCAAAUUCAGAGACACGUUCAUACAGGAGUGAAACCAUACCAGUGCUCAGAGUGUGGGAUGAGUUUUAAUCACAAGAAUCAUCUAAAAUCACAUCAGCGCAUUGACACAGGAGAGAAGCCGUAUUACUGUUCAGAAUGGGGCAAGACUUUCACUGUGCUUCACAGUCUACAAAAACACCAGCGUACUCACACAGGAAAGAGAGCUGAACAGGGCUAG